UUGACUCAAGGCAGACUGGCUCGCGUUCUCAUUGCACUCGGCUGAGAGACUCGGGCACGCGCGCGCGGACUGCGCGCUACCUCUACUAUUUCUAACUCGCCAUAUAAAAAAAAAAAACAUCUCUGAUAUACCACCAGCCCUUCCACAGGAGUCGACGCGUUGCGCGGACUGACAGUUGUCCUUCACCAUGCUGGAGCAACAACAAACAGUGAGAGUGGCAGAGGAACCUCGGGGCCUGCUGCUGUCAUCACUCAAGAGCUCCGUGUUUAUCCUGGGCACAGCAUUCGUGGUGCUAGUUGCUGGAAGCAACACUCUUACCUGGCACUUGCAGCGCUUCUGGGGGGCAUCGGGCAACUUCUGGCAAGGCCAGUGGGAUGCUGUCGAGGCUUUCUUUGAUGGAGACGAGUUCUCCAAGAGUGUUUGGGGUACAUUUGCUGUGACUUUUGCGGUCUACUGGCUGGUUGGUGGUCUUUACACAAUGAUGGACCUCACUGGGCGUCCCGCAUUUCUGCUGCGGUACAAAAUCCAGGACACAGCUCCAUACCCAGUCACCUUUGGCCAGGUGUGGCGAGUGGUGCGUCAGGUGCUGUUCAACCAGCUGGUGGUGGGACUGCCUUUUGGUCUUGUGGCCCACCAGCUGCUGGUUUGGCGUGGCUAUGAUCGCAGCCCCCAGCUGCCCACAUUCCACUGGGUCCUCUUUGAACUGGCAGUCUGCGUCCUGGUGGAAGAGGCAGGCUUCUACUACUCACACAGGCUGCUGCACCAUCCUCGCCUGUACCGGCACAUACACAAGCAGCACCACGAGUGGACCUCUCCAAUCGCCAUCACAGCUGUCUACUGCCACCCACUGGAGCACCUCUGCUCAAACCUUCUGCCGCCAUUGCUAGGCGUGCUGCUGCUCGGCUCUCACCCUGCGACAGCUUGGCUUUGGUUUAGUGUGGCCUUGCUUUCCACCCUUAAUGCCCACUCGGGCUUCCACCUGCCAUUCUUUCCGUCGCCGGAGGCGCACGACUACCACCACCUCAAGUUCAACAACAAUUAUGGCGUGCUGGGUGUACUUGACCGACUGCAUGGCACGGACCAGCAAUUCCGACAGACAGAUGCCUAUCGCCGUCAUGUCAUGUUGCUCAGCCUGGUGCCUCUGAAGGAACUGUGGCCUGCUGAAGGAAAGAAGAGCUCCCAGUAGCAACCUCUGCAUGUGCCCUGUCAAGGCUUCCUUCCACAUGGCCUUGGUGGCUGGGGCUGCCUUUCAUCUGAUGUGUCCUGCUUGGCCUGUGUCGUUGCUUCAUGACGAGUCUUGUGCAUGAGCGUGAUGCUCCGUCUGAGCCCCUUUUGUGGCUCAAAACCUGUGAUAAUCUAGACUGCAACACCACCUUACACACCCAGGUCCAGUUAUGCCUUUGGAAACAUUCAGUAGCUUAUUGGAUCCAGUAGCUGCCACCGUGGCCCAGCAGCAAAGAUGUUUUUUUUACUGAGCAAGACGUCGCAGAAUUGAUUUCUGGCUGCUCAGGACGGAACAUGAAAAUUCCCAUGAGCUGAGAUCUCGGCAUGCUUUGAAAACAUGCUAGGUUAUCACUAUUAAUCUGUAAUUCCCAUCGGGGAACCCCUUGUAGUCCUAGGCCAGUGUAACUUAAGGAUUCUUUCUGCUCGACUCUUCUUUCUCAUGAUCCAUCGCUCAUGACUGGUAAAUCCUGGUUAUAACAUAAGUGGCAUGCCACUUGGACAACAGACGAGAUGAUAAGAGGAAAAAUAUUAGAAAUACAAUCUGUCCCGGCAUUAGUGUAGCUUUGGGAGAUCAACGUGUUUAAGUUGAAAAUUUCAAAUUUAGCUUAUGUACACCCCAUACUCUGUCUUCAGACGCACUCUGGAUGGCAGCUCCCGCACAGAUCACAAUGUUCCUGCUUAAUGUUUUGGAAAGUGGUGCUCAUUCACUGCUGUGCCGUACUCUGAAACACCAGAACAGUACCAAAGGUUAUGCUUGAAGUCAAGCAGUACUAUAGAGAAUUUAAACUCAGGCUCAGUGGCUAUGGCAUUCUGAUGCCAACCAUGAGGUUGCGGGCUCAAUUCCUGGCUAUGGCGGCCACAUUUUGAUGGGGGUGAAAUGCAAAAACAUUUAUGUUACUGUGACUUAGUUGCAAGUUAAAGAACCCCAGGUGGUCAAAAUUAACCCGUAGCCUUCCACUAUGGCGUCCCUCAUAACCUACUGUUUAGUUUCAGGACAUUAAACCCCACAAUUUAAUUUUAAGUGGAGAUGCCAGUCGGAACAAAAAAGAAAAAGAAAGGGAAAGAAGUAUUUGUAAUAGAGAUUUGAAGAUACUGCCAUUCAUAGAGUUUUUUAUCUAGAUUUCAAAUAUGUCAUUAGUUUUUAUGUAACUGCUAUAUUCUUUAGUUAUGUCCUACACAAGUGCAAAAUGUAGUGUACUUUGGAGGCACUUUCUUGUGUAUAAAAUAUUCACAAAAUGCAUUGUGCUGUAGCUUAUUUAGCUCGUUGUAGACCUUAACGUGCCGAUAUCUAUUGUAACAGCAUGUACAGUUACUGGAACUAUGAAAAAAAAAAAAUUAGGACACCUUAACUAAUUUUUUCACAAACCCAUGAAAUAUAACCUUGUACUUUUGCAGCUACAGCCGAUAGAUAUUUUUAGUAGAUAUCAGCAUCCUACAUAUCUUGAAGCAUAUGUAUGCCAAAUUUCGUCAAAACAAUUAUAAGUGCACAAGGUUAUUCUCAUGGGAUUGCGAAAAAAAUAUUUGUUGAAGUUCACUCAUCUUUUCUUGCAUAGUUUCACUAAUUAUAUGUGCAGUUUGGAUAGAUAUCGGCACUUUGCCGACUACAAAGAGCUAUAUAAGCUACGGCAUGGUGCUUUACAUGAAAAUUUAACACGCAAGGAAGUGCCUCCAAAGAUCGCUAUAUUUUGCAGUUUUGUAGGUCAUAACUAAAAGAUAUAGUAACUCCACAAGAACUAAUGACAUAUUUAAAAUCUACAUAAAAAAAUCUAUGAGUAGCAGUAUUAUCAACUCUCCUGCAAAAAAAAAAAAAAAUGUAGCGUCUCCCUUUAAUCUGUGCAUUUUACUGGCUGGUCUGGGUGUACUACCUGAGUGAGAACUUGUGUUUUAAAGCGAAACUUUCUUUGCCGCUUCCUUUGACUUUUCCACGGCUACUGCUGCCGCCUUGCACGCCACAUUGGCAAGUGGUUAAAAGCUCACGGCAAGAAUGCAAGAGAUGAGAUAGGUGAUGUCAACAAUGUUUCGUUAGAACUGGUAACGCUGGGCCACAGUGCCCUCUGACAUGCCCUUAGGGACGCCGUAAUUAGGUGUGACCCUCUGCAAAAGCAUUGCAGGAGCUGCCACACUUCCCAUUUGCCUUCAUGCUCACGUGCAACACUAACGACAGUCCAGGGAGGAGGUAGGGAGAAUGUUAGAGAGGGAGCAGAAUGAGAGGAGGCAGGGAAUGGGUACAACCGUAUGCCACACCCACGUAGUCAGGAAACGGGUGAUUAACUAUACCCCUCUACGCUCGUGGCAGUUUACCUAACAUGACACGUGAGAAAGAAAAUGCACUGUCAAAAAGCAUUGCUUAUUUGGGUUCUCUUUAGUAAAGGCAUGAGUAAAUGAAUGACAGGUCUUUGUGUAUACUACGUGGAUGAACACAAGUGGUGCAGGUAAAGUAACAUCUAACAUCACAUCGCGGCUGUCGUGUGCUGUCAACAUCACCGCCACGUAUCGUCAAUAAGUGCAAACAGCACAGAAAGCUUUGCUUACAUUGAUUCCCACCGUGUGUGGGAUCUGCACAUUUCUCUAGCAAAUCCAAAUCUUCCACAGGGAAACUUAAGUGCUCCAUACCGAAUCACAGUGGAGGUCACUCUGUGCAGUUGAUACUAUGUAUGGUACCUAAUUUUUGCUUCCACAUUGCCACAUUAGUUCACAUUGACACGGUUACCAAAAAAUCAUGUUAAUUUCAAUGUUACUACUGUUAUCCACAUCACUUGAACAAAUGAUGCUUGUCUCAAAAAGUGAGUGUCGCAACUGCUACAAACUCGGCCAUCACAUGCAAAAUCUAAGUUGUGCUCUGAUGUUUGCACGAACCACUGCAACCAGACAUAAUUGCCCUCUCAGCAUGCUGAAAUGAAGUUUUGACGUUUGCAGUCGGGCCUUCGACAGCAGAGCUGGAGAGAGAUAUAUAUCUAUAUCUGCUGCAGAGUAAGUUGAUUUAAAAUGACGACUAAAGAACUGAACCUGCUUGAAAUGAUCCAGUGGAAAACAGACUUUCUGUCGUGGAGAACUAAGGUUAGUGGAAGUCAUCAUUGUUUCUUGAAACCACAAUUCUUUUCAUUUCUUUUGUUCGCUCAUCUCUUCCACCAUUUCUUGAUCCUCUGUUGAGAAAGAGGAAUUGGUUGACAGAAAACAGGAAGACCUGCUGACUGCACAGUAACUGUAUAACAGCUGACUCCUGAACAUCGGUCAGCAGUGUGGGGAAGGUGGAGAAAGGCAAAUUUAGUAGCCUGUGGCCCCAGAUGAUGUACCUAGGUAAGCUUCUUUGCCAUAAUUUGGCCCCUUUAUUCCAUCAGCCCCGUACUUCAUUGCACCGAGUUGCGCUCUCACCACUUGCCAACCGGUGCAUCCUGCUCUAGGGAGGUUGGCUUUUCUGCAACAUUUAGUUGUCUAGUGGCUGAGCCAGGCUCUCAUUGAAGUGCGAAAUUAGGAGUAGGAAAGAGUGAAUUCUAUGUAAUAUCCAGGACAUGGUUGUAAACAUAAUGCCAGGUGCUUUCUGAAGCUGUCAACUUGAAAAAAAAAAUCUCGCAUUGCAUUUGUGAAGACAAAAUAAAAUAUAUAGUGUAGUAUACAAGACGAGAGAAAGGGAAGAAAAGUGCCCCAUCACAUGUCAGCUCAUCUUACCAAAUAUCAACAGCGAAUAAUAGCAGGAAUUAAUAAGGUGAAGACCUGCAAUAAAGAUACAAAAUUGUAACAUGAAGCUGCUGUUUCUUAGGCUUUAGUGAUGUUUUCCCAUUUUUUAGUGAAGCUAACAAGACUGCUGAAGUUUCCAAAGGCAUGUCCACUUCUGCUUUAGCCUGUUUAAGUCGUAACACUGCUUCGCAACUUGUGUCCAGUUAUGAAGCACAUAAAGUGGAAUGGCAUGAAAACAAGUGCAAGAAAUAGGCAGGGACAAGCGGUCGCAUCAAAUCAAUGCUGUUAUCUGCCUAUUUCUUCUUGUCACUUAUCCAGUCUUUUUUGUCAUACUUUUACAUCCUGCAUUCUCUUGGCAGCCUUAACUUCACAAAGUUCUGCAGGCGCCAUACAGUAGAUACGCCUCACCCGGUACUCACAAAUACACAACAUAGCUAUUGCACUGUGAGGAAAUGGCAAGAGCAGGGUUGGUUUCUCCGUACAGUUUAUGUUGCACUUCACCAGCCAAGGUGGAGCUCUGGAGUAUAAUGGUGACACCAGUGGGCACCUUUGUGCUCAAAUUAUAUUGAAUGUUCUAUGUUAUAAUAACGUUCUACAUUAUUAACGUACUAUAUUCAUGUUCUAUAUUAACAUUCUAUGUUAUAUUGAACGGCCAUGUGGUUCACUCCUUGCAUUCUGAAUGGUUACCUUGAGUAUAAAAGAUUGUGGUGGUUGUCCACCACACUACGCUACAUGCUGCCCGAGCUCUGGAGGCAAGUGCAGCAGUUGCUAAGGUUUAACAGCAUACCUAACUCAAUGUAGAUUGCCCCUAUCCUCACAUUGCAUAGUGCUGUGCGAGUUCAAUGACAGCCGCAGUGGCCACAUUUUGAUGGCGGUGGAAAGCAAAAAUACUUGUGCACCAUGCAUUGGUUCAAAAAACCCCAGAUGAUCAAAAUUAAACUCCUAGUGCAGAGAUGCCCAUAGGUGCUACCAUAACACUUUAGAACACAUCAUCCAUUUGCGCUCAACAAGUAGCUUAUGUAGAGUGUAAGACAAUGUGUUGCUGCAGUGCAAUCUUAUGUGUAUCUUCACUGCGUUACUUGCUUGUACCAAGGGAAAUGUUUUCUUAUAGGUCUGCCAUAAAGUGGCACAUCCGAGUUAACUACUAGACAUGGACAUGCGGGCAUAUCAAUGCAACCUAGCAAGAAGCAGCGCCAAGCUUGCAAGUUUGACAUUUCGAGUGAAAGUUUUUUUGCAAGGGUGUAGUGGCUAUGCUAAUGUAUCUUUGUAAGAGGCCAUUUUAUUUGCGCCUACUUGUGAUUAUUUUAUAUGAGUGGCGUAAUUUAUGUAUUUACAAGGGGCCCACGUGUAUGUCUAUGAUUUUAUGCUAUUGAAGGUGAAAGGUUCCUUGUUGGUGGAACCUACUUGGUGAUUUACAGGAGACACCAGUUUUUAAUCAGCCAUUGGUAAAUGAACCGGUUGACAACAUUGUUUCCAGAAAUCUAAAAUAUUCCAUUAAAGCGUGCAAAACUGGGCAAGCAGGCACGCGACUCAACUGCCUCCACUAAGGUGGCGAGUCUCACAUUCAGGAAAAGGAGCAGCUGGCAUGCUGAGAAGCGCAAGCACUGCAGUUUUACUGACGGCAAUCAAGUUGGGUAGCAAAGCCAGAUUGCAGAGUUUCGCAUGUCACUGAUUGAGCUCGUUUACUCUGUUGUUAUGGAUUGAGCGAGAACGCCUAUGCUUCCUGAUGUCGUAACUGUUGCACUGUGGUUGGUGUCGCAAUUUUACAUUUCAUGAUAUGUAUAAACCAAAAAUUAGUGUACUGCCUUUACAGACAACUUAAGGCAGUAUAAACACAUGAACAGGUGUCAUAUAGAUUCUCAACUGAAUGCAGUAAAUUGGACCUUGAUAUAACAAAUCAUCAGAUGUUAUGAAGCAGAUCUAAAUGUUUCUUUCCAAUACAAGCAUGUAACAAACACGUGGUUGUAAGAAGUAUUGAAUGUAAGGGAGAUAUUUUUAUGCCUGAUGCGGCUUUCUUAUAUCAAAGUUCAAUUGUAUAUCCAUACAGGUGGGCUGUCAAGCUAUACAAAACUGUAGUCAGUACACACUAGGGUAAAGAAAAAAAGGCUAUUCAUUUAUUCAUACCAAGAUGUAUGCAAUAAAGAGUACAAGCGAAAUUUGCAUUCAUAAAAUAGCUGUUUGAUACUAGAAACACAAUAAAGAACCACAGGAGAUGAAAAAUUAAUCUGGAGCCCUUGUUGCCAACAAUGCAGCUUUGGAGUGUUAAACGCCACAGUUAUCCUACUGAAUAUGAAAGUGGUCAGUAGCUGUGUAGGAAGUUGCCUACCAGAAAUCUUGUGCGUUCAUUAGUGUUAGAUUAGGCUAUCGCCAACACGUUCUUGUCUUGAGAUUGGGCCCCUUGUAUGUUUUGGGCAUUUUGUACUUCACGCGAGAACAAGUGCAUGUAUGCUUGUUUGAUGCUGUGUAUGUAAUAUGAAACGUUAAGGCCACUCUAGUGCUAAUAAUGUGAUCACUAUACAUUAGAAGUUCCUAUGUGUAUCUAAGUGAUAUCCAGGAAGACACUACUGGCAAAACAACUGCAAGGCUUUGUGUGAUAUAUGCAUUGUGUCCCAAGAUCUGGAGGCAGCGUGCCAGAAACAGGUGCAUAUAACACAGGCUAACUGUUGAAAUGCCAAGGUUAGUCCCCCUCCCUCUUUUUAAUCUCUUGAGGAAUGUGCUGUUGUGCAUGUUGUCGCGGCUGCAAACUGGACACCUUUUGAUCUGUUUACAUUUAGGUAAAAUAAUGCAGUGGCUCUGCAAGCAUCUUGCAGGUGGCAACAAUGCAGCUGCACACACACACGCACUACUUUAGUACUGUGCGAAAGAAUGUGCGUGCUGCUUUUUGGAGUGCUGCAAGCAUCCGUAGGCGGCGCCACUGACCAUGUGCUUUCAGGCAAGCCCAGCUUGGGUUCUAGCAGCAUCCAAGGAGCUACCAUUGGAAACAUCUAUGUCAGUGUCUUUUGGGCUUUUCCACCGUACUCGCGAAUGUUCUUCGACUCUAAGCUUUAUCUUGGCACUGAGUGAAUGCAGUGCCAACCCUUGAGUUUGCACAGGUAGUAUGCAUGGUUGUAGAGUUUAGACUCUGAAAUUGCAGAAGAGCAUUGCUGAAGCAGGGUGUCGUGUUGACAGUUGUGUCGCUGCCCUCCAGCUUUAGGAGCAGAGGUGAAGCACUGAGUAGAGCAUAUUUAAAUCCAAGUUCUUUUUUUCCCUCUACCCUACAUUGACAGUCUGUUCGAAUCGCUAUCUGAAAUGGUCUCUGUAAAAUUCGAAUUUUCAGGGGUUAUAAGAAAGCACUCCACUGUGUAGCCAAGAUUUAUCACGUCGACAACCUGUUGCCAGCGUCUUUGUCACUCAACUGUUGCCUGUUCACUGGAACACUUCAGCUCUUAUACCAAGGAGGAAGGUGUUAUGCCUUGUUGCCACUAUUAAGACAUAAUGCUUCUCCAUGAUGCACGAAUGCUACUCACUGCUACAAAAAACACAUUGCAUGUCUUUAUAAAGGUCUCCUUUUUCUUGUUUGUGUAUUUUGAAUGAGUGCUUGGCACAUUGCCUGCCACCAAUCAUGUACUUUUUGUUCCAAUCUUCCACAAAUUGUACAACUGAUGCAAUUGCAUUGUCUGCAAUUACUCACUCUUGCAGAGCUUGCUACAAUACCUGAAGCUGUAUUGUCAAUCAAUCACUCCUCGUGGGUGUCACUUUGACACAAUACCGAUUGGCUAAGAACAACCAGAACCACGUGUGAUGAAAAAAAAGCUUGCUGGUGUGCAGGCCUUCAUGUGUUGUCGUGUUCAAUUGAAUUUUCUGCACGGUUUAACUUCAAGAUGUCGGAAAAUGCAGUUUCUGCAGUAAGGCACUGCAGCCCACCUCACCUUUUAUGCUGCAGAUGCAGUCUCUGAUGUAAGAAUCUGAAAGCUUAAAAUGUAACAUCACUCAUUACUCUAAAAUAACAAGUCAUAUAAAAGUGAAACUAUAAUCGAAAGCGAUUGAUUGAUAAUAAAGUCCCUGAAUGUGGUUAGCAUCACUCAUUACUCUAAAAUAACAAGUCAUAUAAAAGUGAAACUAUAAUGAAAAGCGAUUGAUUGAUAGUAAAGUCCCCGAAUGUGAUUAGCAUCACUCAUUACUCUAAAAUAUCAUCAUUCAAAAGUGAAACUAUAAUCAAAAGCGAUUGAUUGAUAAUGAAGUCUCUGCAUGUGAUUGGAAGUAAAGCUCUAGAGAAAUCUUGGAGCAGACAACCGGUGAAAGCAAUUAGUAGAAGUAAAGAUUGAUCAGAGGCAAUGGGGAUGGAAGAAAUAGGAAAGUACUAGUUGCUGUACCUUGCAUAGAAUGUAGACAUGUACAGUGCGGUCCACAGUGCGAUUAAAGGGAACACACGAGCGUAAAGCGCAUGCAAAUUUUUCCCUCUGGCAAGUGUACAAUUGCCCGGCUGUGCAGCUUGUGACUUGUGGUGGGUGGGGAUGGCACCAUUUUAUGCCCUUUUGGUGCAUUGACAUAGCUUCAGCCGUCACUUUCAGCUAGAGAGCUGCACAUUCCCUUUAACAGUAUACUACACUGUACAAUAAAAAAGCAGUGUGCUGUUACAUGAAAUUUUCAUGGAGAAAUUUGUGCCCGUAUUUAGACAGACUCUAGCUUCUACACCGAAGCUGCUGAAGCAGUGUCUCGUGUAGGCGCUUCUGCAAGGUUAAAAUUUUUCUCUCAUGAGCACGAUUGGCAUGUCUUUCAUUUGUCUUGCCAUUGCUUCUGUAAACAUCCAGCAGACUUGUUAUUUUAUGGUGAACCACGAGGUCUCGAGGGUGUGUACAGUGACUAGUGUUCAGUGUGCAAGUGCCUAAGGAAGCCGCUGGCCGUGUUAAGUGCAGUCACAGUAUUAUUUAAGGCAAAUGUAGUCACAAGCACAAUUGCCAGCUGGUGAAAUGAGCAGUUUGCUACAUUGAUAAGUGUGCUGCAGGUGUCUUAAUUGAGCAGCCACACAGUUUUUUUUUUGGCCAUGGGCAUAGUUGGGUUAAGCACGGGCUCUCCCCACCUCCCUUUUCAAAAAAAUUCUGACUGCGCCACGACUAUAAGCAGUUUAUUCUCUACAAAACUGUGUCUUUUUUUUCUCUCUUUUCUUAAUUUCUGUGCAUAUAAACAGCAUUAAUUCUAAGAGAAGCAGCUUUUAUGCUACUCCUCAUGUGAUUUUAAGAUCUUGAUUUCAAUGUACCAUUUAUGCCGGUGGCAAUAGAAGGAUUGGAAUGGAAAUUUAUUGCAGUGCAUGUGGGUGACCUUGAUUGACCACUGUUUAUUUGCCAAAUGACCAACAUUUGAAUGCAAAGGUCUCCAUUCCCGUGUUUAUUCCUGCUUCCCUUGUUAUCUGAACACUGCAGGGUGCUGGAGACAGUGUUGAGCCAGUUGUGUUAGCCUGGUUGUAUUUUUUAUUUUGUUAUGUUAUUUUUAUAUUAUAAUCUUAUGUUAUGAGUGUAUGUUUUAAAAUAAAUGACCACUGCAUAA
Dermacentor albipictus is the source of this 10422-nucleotide messenger RNA. RefSeq names its product fatty acid hydroxylase domain-containing protein 2. NCBI's taxonomy places the organism in Eukaryota, Metazoa, Arthropoda, Arachnida, Ixodida, Ixodidae. The record is from RefSeq and is a predicted model, not a curated record. Gene Ontology annotation, biological process: sterol biosynthetic process. Gene Ontology annotation, molecular function: C-4 methylsterol oxidase activity; iron ion binding. Gene Ontology annotation, cellular component: endoplasmic reticulum membrane.